Maniola jurtina (meadow brown) is the source of this 1612-nucleotide messenger RNA. It is a transcript of the gene p53, whose product is annotated as cellular tumor antigen p53. The record is from RefSeq and is a predicted model, not a curated record. Gene Ontology annotation, cellular component: nucleus. The transcript has 8 exons. Gene Ontology annotation, biological process: apoptotic process; regulation of transcription by RNA polymerase II. Bases 228 to 1331 code for a protein of 367 amino acids. Gene Ontology annotation, molecular function: DNA-binding transcription factor activity, RNA polymerase II-specific; RNA polymerase II cis-regulatory region sequence-specific DNA binding. Lineage: Eukaryota; Metazoa; Arthropoda; Insecta; Lepidoptera; Nymphalidae.
ACUGUCUAUGAAAUAAAAAAUUAAAAAAAAUGUAUCCGGCGUCCGAGUUCAGUAAACUUUAUUUUUUGAAUAUUGUGUUUUAAAUACAAUUAAUUAAAUAUAAAUUAAAUAACCGUCUGUAAUUUAUGUUAAAAGUUAAAUCUUAAGGACGGCAAUCUUUAGUAUUUCAGUGCCAUACUGUGCGACUUUUUCCUAAAAUUGUUUUUCGAGGCAAAGAAGUCAUAAUCAUGUAUAAAAUUGAGGAUUUGACAAUGCCACCUUCCAACAGCCAGGAUCUGGACCUUUUGAACUUGGAAGGCGAUGUGUUUCUACCAGUUGCUGAGAAUGAUUUCAACAUAUCCUCAUAUCUAGCAGGAGAUGUUAGUUCUGAAGAAACUUUAGAUGUAGCUAUUGUUGACAUGAAAUACAGUCCACAAAUUCAGUUCACUCCACUUUCACCACGUGGUCCACCAGAGAGGAAAAUUGUGUCUGAAAAAGCAGCGUUUGAAAUAGAAAUAGAUGGGUCACUUACGCAAAAGAAAAAGUUUUUGUAUUCCCACUUACUGAACCGGAUAUAUGUGGAAAUGGAAUGCAACUUCUCGCUGAACUUCAACUGGGAUGUGAACAAGGUGCCGCAGCGAGCGAUGUACAUCCGCGCCACAGUAGUGUUCGCGGACGCCGAGCAGGCUGAGAAGCGCGUGGAGCGCUGCUUGCAACAUGCGCAUGUCACUUCCAACACAAAGACAACGGAUGCAGUAAUAGUCAACAACGUACUGAGAUCGGCGCGAGAGAUGGGAGACCCGAACGUGUUUUACUGCGGCAAUCCUCAAGAAACUGACUGCUGGUACUCGGUGGUGGUGCAGCUGAACGGCCCGGGAGGCCACGCCUACAACUUCGUUUGCAAGAACAGCUGCAGCUCGGGCAUUAACCGGCGAGCCAUUGACAUCAUCUUUACACUUGAAGAUUCUAUUGGCACAGUGUACGGGCGGCAGAGCGUGGGCGCGCGCGUGUGCUCGUGCCCGCGCCGCGACAAGAACACGCAGGAGCAGGAGUUCCGCGCGAGCGGCGGCAAGCGCGCGCUGCCGCGCAAGCAGCCGCCCGCGCCCGCCAAGAAGAUCAAGCUGGAGGCCGUGCCCAACCAGGACUUGACCGUGGUCACCAUACCCAAGAUGGAUAUAGUAGGGCCCCGAGCGGCUAUAACUUCGCUCAAAGUAGCGCACAAUAUGAUGGACCAGAUGCGCGCGACCAAUCGGUCGCACCAGCAGCCCGUCGACGACCUGGAUAGGUGCAUAACUAACAUUAAGAAUAUUAUAGACAAGCUGGAGGCUGAAUAUAACACAAACAUCCUGUGAGCAGUUCCCAAAAUGUUUGUCUUAUAAGUUAUACAGGGUGUUAUUAGAACGCUAGCGAACACAUAGCGCUAUUAUUAUAUUACCUAAACACAAUCCAAUACCAAUAACCAUUUGCUUUAUACUUGUAGUUUUAGUGAUUUAGAAUUUUAAAAAACACGCCAAUGUAUCGCGUACAAAAUCGGGGACUCGUGCACGCCUAGUCUUAGCCACGUCUUAUGGCCGAGUCACACCAAGCACGUACACGUGACACGUGCGUAGUGACGCGCGUGAAUCCGUAGACA